This is a messenger RNA of Symbiodinium sp. CCMP2592, 1230 nucleotides long. Lineage: Eukaryota; Dinophyceae; Suessiales; Symbiodiniaceae. The record is from the annotation of a GenBank genome assembly.
AUGGGUACUGGGCUCCUUCAGACGAAGCCCGCGGCCUUGGCGUUGGAGAAAACCGGUUUUGAGGAAUCCAUGCUGAAGGCCAUGGGGAAGCUGGAGGAGGAGCUCAAGGAUCUCAAGGCCAAAGACACUGGCCUCGUCGAGGAGCUGGCGGAGCUCAAGAACGAAGACGCCGGACUCAAGGAGGAGCUCGCACGCCUCGAGAGCUCGCAGAGCCGAGGCGACACCGCUCUGGCGGAGGUGCCCCCAACGACCAGGGGCCGUCCGGAUCUUCCUGGGAUCUUCGCCCAGCACCAAAACGCCAGCGAGCGCAGAAGCAGCUGCAAGAAGGCCCAAGGCCCUCCUCUCACCAGCCUCGUUGGGGGGAACAUCUCUGACGCUUCGAAGCUGAAGACGAAGAAGGUGGAGGGCGUCUUCCACAUCGUGACCGGCAAGAAAUGUCGGGGCACUCCCUUCACGAACGACCGGGAUGCCAGCUGUGAUGGCUUCACCGGCCUGUCUGUGGAACAGUGUCAGAAGAAGUGUGCUGACAGCGAGAAAGCGCCCAACUGCCCUCAAAAGACCUGCGGCGGAGCCGUCUCCUUCGAGUCGGGUUGGUGCCACUUUUGGGAGGAGUGCUCUGAAUCUGAGCUGGUGGAUAACAGCGCGGCUACUGCGAUUAUUCCGAAGGCCGGCUGCCCGCGCGGAGAGGUGAAGCUCUUUGAUUUUCAGCCGGGCGGAGCCACACAAAGCUGCUGCAAGCAGGCCUCUCCGGGCAGUUCAGAUCAAAGGGUCGCCGAGGCUUGUGCUGGUUGCGCCUACUUCUCGGGAAAUUCCUGCCAGCGUUGUGCCGGUGGCUUCAUCGAACGUGAAGGCCAAUGCACAGCCUGCACCAGUUCCGGCGGCUGGCUCAGCUUGGACGGGAAAUCGUGCAUGCAGCUGGCGUCGAGCGAAUGCAACGAUGAAAAAGUACGGGGCCAAUCGAGCAACGAGGCUUGCUGCCAGUGCGGUGGUGGGGUCGUUACGCCGACGCCCUUCUCCUAUCCCAACAGGCGCUGGUCCCUGGACUCGGACAUUGUCAUGAAGCCCGAGCCCCGCACGGCCCUGCGCUACACCGUGGACUCGAAGUGUGAGCUUGCGGCACAUAACCUGACCAUCGACAGCUCCACAGGAGGGUUUUGGGCAAUUUCGGGUGCUUUGUUGCAGAUUGUAGGGCUUCAGGUUCGGGGGUUGGGAUGUAGGCUUCAGAGCUGA